AUGCAUAUACAGAUGCAUUGCAACCUCCAUGGCAUUAUCGGUUUGGUGUUACGCACGGAAGGAGGAGGCCCGUCAGAGGUGCCACAGAAACCACAGAAUCCUGCGGAACCGCAGGUUCAGAUACAUCCCAUUCUGCCACGAGGAAGUCAUGGCAUCGGAAUUGCAUCUACCUCGCUUAACGGCCGAAUCCGUGUCAUUGUCAACGAGUACAUAAUGAAUCGUAUGUCGGACUCCGAGUCCGAAACCGAUGACGAAAACGAAGUCGAAAAGAAUGCCAAAAUCCACCCUGCCCAGCAGCUUUUCUUCGAUCUGAUUCGUGUGGUGUGUGGCUCUAGGGGAGGGGGCGAGCUAAAAGAGCCUGUUGGUUUCGCUAUUGUGUACAAGGCCCGGGACACAGUGACCAGCCAGAUUGUGGCCGUGGAGAAGAUCAAGCGUGGCAGCCGCGAAGAUGCGCGCGAUGGCAUCAAACGAACUGCCUUGCGUGAGAUCAAAAUUCUGCAAGAGCUGCAGCACGAGAACAUCAUCGGUCUGGUGGAUGUGUUCGGGCAGCUGUCGAACGUGUCGCUGGUGUUCGACUUCAUGGACACCGACCUGGAGGUGAUCAUCAAAGACACCAAAAUCAUACUCACGCAGGCGAACAUCAAGGCGUACGCCAUCAUGACGCUGCGCGGCCUGGAGUACCUGCACCUGCACUGGAUCCUCCAUCGCGAUCUGAAGCCCAACAAUCUGCUGGUCAACAGCGACGGAGUGCUCAAGAUCGGCGAUUUUGGCCUGGCCAAGACAUACGGGUCGCCGAAUCGCAUCUACACCCAUCAGCACCCAUCAGCACCGCAGCUCAUGCUGCGCGUGCCUUUCAUUCCCGGCGACUCGGAUCUGGAUCAGCUGACCCGCAUCUUCGCCACCCUGGGAACACCUACAGAGGCCAGGUGGCCGUACCUGGGGAAGCUCCACGACUACCUACAAUUCCGUCACUUCACGGGCACCCCGUUGCAGAACAUAUUCACUGCCGCCGACAAUGACCUCAUCCACCUAAUGCGCCGCCUCUUCGCAAUGAAUCCGCUGCGACGCGUCUCCUGCCGCGAGGCCCUGAGUAUGCCCUACUUUGGCAACAAGCCGGCGCCCACCGUCGGUCCCAAGUUGCCCAUACCCUCGGCCAUUGUGGCGGCCAAUGCUCAGGCCGACGAGAAGCCCGGCCAGGCGGUCAAGCGGAAGCUGGUGGAGACCACCGUUCGCGGCAACAGCCUGCCACAGAAAAAGCGGCUGCAGUUCUAAGUUGCCGCCAAGCUACCAAGCUGCCAAGCUUCUAAGCUGUUUAGCAUUUAAUGUAGAGACCUAAGACCCACGAGACAAAAAUGUGUCCAAACCAUUGUUGAGAUUGCGUUCAGUACGAGUUAAUAUUGUCCAUUAAAGAUGUGAAGAGUGCAC
Messenger RNA from Drosophila guanche, 1425 nucleotides. RefSeq names its product cyclin-dependent kinase 7 (gene Cdk7). Gene Ontology annotation, biological process: protein phosphorylation; positive regulation of transcription by RNA polymerase II. NCBI's taxonomy places the organism in Eukaryota, Metazoa, Arthropoda, Insecta, Diptera, Drosophilidae. The coding region runs from base 1 to 1272 and encodes 423 amino acids. The record is from RefSeq and is a predicted model, not a curated record. Gene Ontology annotation, cellular component: transcription factor TFIIK complex; cytoplasm; nucleus. The transcript is spliced from 4 exons. Gene Ontology annotation, molecular function: ATP binding; RNA polymerase II CTD heptapeptide repeat kinase activity; cyclin-dependent protein serine/threonine kinase activity.